This is a messenger RNA of Pseudozyma hubeiensis SY62, 999 nucleotides long. RefSeq lists its product as hypothetical. Gene Ontology annotation, biological process: protein import into mitochondrial matrix. The record is from RefSeq and is a predicted model, not a curated record. Lineage: Eukaryota; Fungi; Basidiomycota; Ustilaginomycetes; Ustilaginales; Ustilaginaceae. The transcript has a single exon. Gene Ontology annotation, cellular component: mitochondrial outer membrane; mitochondrial outer membrane translocase complex. Bases 1 to 999 code for a protein of 332 amino acids. Gene Ontology annotation, molecular function: transmembrane protein transporter activity.
AUGUUUGGUUUCUUCCAGCCCAUCGUUGCUCCGAUCAACAACGCCCUAACUCGCAUCCAGGACAUUCGCACACGUCUCGAACUCUCCAACCCAGGCACCGUCGAGCACCUUCAGCGAGAGGUCAAGGGCGUGCACACCACCAACUUCAUGUUCGACGGUGCACGUGCCGAUCUGACCAAGGCGAUCAGCAUCAACCCCAUCUUCCAGGUCACUCACGCCUUCUCCAUGGGCUCCCAAGCCGCUCCUUCCUCGUACAACUUUGGUGCGGUGUACGGCGACAACAAGAACUUCUUCCAGGCUGGUCUCGACGACGGUCUCAACGUUACCAUGCGUGCCAACCGCGGUUGGGUCCCGGGACACACCACCAAGGUUCAAGCGCAGCUCACAGCCACCCCUGGCCAAUCGUUCGUCCAGAUGGAGCACGACUACCAGGGCACCGACCACUCGGCCAACUUCAAAGCUCUCAACCCAUCACCCACCGACCUCACCGGCAUCUACAUUGUCAACUACCUCCAAAGCUUGACGCGCAACUUUGCCUUUGGUGUCGAGACUGUCUACCAACGUCCCUCCGCCGACAUGGAGGAGGCCAGCACGGGCUACAUCGCCAAGCUCACCGGCGACAAGAAGGACUGGAUCGCCACCGCCCAGGUGCAACCGCAGGGCGUUGCGCAGUGCACCUACUACCAGAAGCUCUCGGAGCAGGUGGAUGUGGCGGCCGAUCUGCAGAUGAUCACCAUGGCGCAGAAGCGCGAGGCGGCAGCUACGCUGGGUGCGCGCUACAACUUCAGGAUGGCGACGUUGAGGGCGCAGAUCGAUUCGGCGGGCAAGCUGAGCUCCGUGUACGAGACGAGGUUGUCGCCUGCGUUCGGGUUGACUUUUGCAGGGGAGAUCGACCAUCUGCAGGGUGCGGCCAAGUUUGGAUUCGGCGUUAGCAUCGAGAGCGGUAACGAGAUGGACCCGAAUGCUCCGCCUCCGACGCCCCCUUCGGUGCCCAUGUGA